AUGUCCGACUUGAACAUUCUCAUUGUCGGGGGAGGAGGUCGCGAACACGCACUCGCGUGGCGACUCGAAAGGUCACCUCGGGUCCGUAAAAUUUUUAUCGCUCCGGGAAAUGGAGGUACCCAAACCCAGAAAACAACGAAUAUCUCCAUUGGAGCGGGUGAUUUCGAGGGACUGAAGAAGUUUGCUUUGGAAAACGAUGUGAACCUCGUUUUGCCAGGCCCAGAACAACCGUUAGUCGAUGGGAUUGAAACCGUCUUUAGGAAGGCCGGAAUACCAGUAUUUGGUCCAUCUCAACAGGCGGCUCAAAUGGAGGGCUCCAAAGCCUUCUCCAAAGACUUUAUGUGCCGACAUAACAUUCCGACUGCAGCAUAUCGGACAUUCAAGUCCUCCCGGUUUGACGAAGCUCUCGCAUACGCCAAGACCUGUGGAUUUAAGGUAGUUCUCAAAGCAAGUGGGCUUGCCGCCGGAAAGGGAGUUCUCUUGCCUCAAACAGACGCUGAAAUCGAAGCUGGGUUGAGAGAGAUUAUGUUGGAUCAGGCUUUCGGAAGCGCUGGAGACGAAGUGGUAAUUGAAGAGUGCCUUACUGGGCCCGAAAUAUCUGUUCUCGCUUUCUCAGAUGGGUACACCAUUAUUCCUCUUCCUGCUGCUCAGGACCAUAAGAGGAUUGGAGAGGGCGACACGGGCCCAAACACAGGAGGAAUGGGAGCAUAUGCCCCCGCCCCAGUGGCGACGCCUGAUGUCAUGUCAUUGAUUAUGAAGGAGACGUUGCAGCCUACGAUUGAUGGAAUGCGUAGAGAUGGUUUCCCAUUCGUUGGGAUGCUUUUUACUGGGUUCAUACUCACGUCCUCUGGUCCCAAGGUCCUCGAGUACAACGUCCGUUUCGGCGAUCCUGAGACUGAAGCUUUAAUGUUACUCCUCUCGGAUGACACUGACCUUGCCGAGGUGUUGUUGGCGUGCGUCGAACACCGAUUGGAUAGCGUAAAGAUUUCUGCACGCCCUGGAGUUGCUGUCUCUGUGAUCUUGGCUUCUAAGGGAUACCCUGGCAGCUAUCCCAAGGGCAGGGCCAUUACCACAGGAUCGGUCCCAGAGAACACUGUUAUAUUCCAUGCUGGGACAUCCAAAAAAGACUCCCAAGUUGUGACUUCUGGUGGACGAGUAAUCGCAGUCGCUGCCUACGGCGAGACCAUCCGCGACGCAUUAGACAAAGCGUACAAAGGAGUGGAUGCAGUUGAGUUUGAAGGCAAAACUUUCAGGCGAGAUAUAGCGCACAGGGCGCUGGCUCCACAAAACGGGUCCGGUCUCACAUACGCCCAAGCUGGUGUUUCAGUCGAUGCAGGAAACGCGCUUGUUGAAGCCAUCAAGCCUUAUACUCGUCAAACUCGCCGGGCGGGUGCCGAUGGUUCGCUCGGUGGAUUUGGAGGCGUAUUUGACUUGAAAGCUGCUGGGUUUGGCGGGAUGCGCGACCCUGUGUUAGUUAGUGGAACUGAUGGCGUUGGUACCAAGUUGAGAAUCGCCCUCGACUCUGGAGUACACGAUACCGUUGGAAUUGAUCUUGUCGCGAUGUCGGUCAACGACCUUGUGGUCCAAGGAGCCGAACCUCUCUACUUCCUAGAUUACUAUGGGUGCAGCAAAUUGGAUGUUCCCGUAGCUGCACAAGUGAUCAAAGGCAUCGCCGACGGUUGCUUGGAGGCCGGAUGUGCACUCAUCGGAGGCGAGACUGCUGAAAUGCCGGGCAUGUAUCAUGAAGGCAAGCGCUUCCUCCUGUAUCUCGGGGACUAUGAUCUCGCUGGAUUUGCUGUCGGAGUAGUUGACCGACACUUACUUCUCCCCAAGCCAAAUAUUGCUCCUGGAGAUGUCAUUCUCGGCCUUGCUUCAUCAGGCAUUCACUCCAACGGUUUCUCUCUUGUUCGCAAAAUCAUCGCCCGCGCCGGCCUGAGCUAUUCUUCUCCCUGCCCAUGGGACUUUUCGAAAAACCUUGGAUCUUCGCUCCUGACACCUACCAAAAUAUACAUCAAACCAUUGCUCCCUGCCGUUCGGGCUUCUGCUCUGAAAGGGUUGGCGCAUAUAACCGGCGGAGGCUUUGUCGAAAAUAUCCCACGAGUUUUGCCAAAGGGUACCGCUGCGCGUAUCGACGUGUCGACAUAUCCUUACCCCCCGGUUUUCCGGUGGCUCGCGAAGAAGGGGGCGUGGAGCCGCUCGAGAUGGCGCGGACAUUCAACUGCGGGAUCGGUAUGGUUAUCAUAG
This is a messenger RNA of Rhizoctonia solani, 2244 nucleotides long. RefSeq names its product phosphoribosylformylglycinamidine synthase. Bases 1 to 2244 code for a protein of 747 amino acids. The record is from RefSeq and is a predicted model, not a curated record. Gene Ontology annotation, molecular function: ATP binding; phosphoribosylformylglycinamidine cyclo-ligase activity; phosphoribosylamine-glycine ligase activity. Gene Ontology annotation, cellular component: cytosol. The transcript is spliced from 10 exons. NCBI's taxonomy places the organism in Eukaryota, Fungi, Basidiomycota, Agaricomycetes, Cantharellales, Ceratobasidiaceae. Gene Ontology annotation, biological process: 'de novo' IMP biosynthetic process; adenine biosynthetic process.